AGGUUCAGCUCGCGGUGCGAUACUUCUUCUCUGCAAACAAUUGGAUUUUGUCGCCUCUUACGAAUAAGACGAACGGCCGCACCAUGAGGCACCUGCCGUGGAUCUCGCUGUGCUUCCAAGUGCUCUUGGUGGCCUCGUUGCUCUCCGCGAGCCUGUCCGCGUCGACGAGGUCCCGCGGCAAGAAGAAGGUCGGCAAGGAGACGAAGGAAGUGAACAUCUGCAACAUGGUCGACCAAAACAUGCCGAUCGUCUGCCUCUGCGACGGCUAUCCGGCGAAGAACGCGACCGCCGCGAAGUGCAUGAUCCUGAAGCCGAUGAAUCUGACCGACCCGACCUGGGAUUAUUUCACCUCGCAGAUCUAUCUGCAGGAGCUUACGUUCAUCGUGCAGACGGUGAACAGCUUGGAGUACAUACCCACGCAGCUGUUACGCCAGCUGAAGAAUCUGCAGAAGAUCGCGUUCCUUUACGCGAAGAUCGACCAGCUCGCCGAAUACGCGUUCUCGAAUCUCUCGACGAUCACGGAGAUCAAGGUGAACCGGAGCUCCAUAGCGGCGCUCGGCAGCCACGCGUUCGAGAACAUGAAGAACCUGUCGGUGAUCAAUCUGAACGAGAACCGUAUCGCCGAGAUCAACAGGGACACGUUCGUGAAUCUGCCCUCGAUGAAGAGCCUGUACCUCUGCCACAACAACAUCAGCACCCUCCACGACAAAGCGUUCAUGCACCUGACCUCGCUCGAGGUGCUCGAACUGAACGACAACCAGAUCAGCGUGAUCACCAAGGACAGCUUCCACGGUCUGAGAAGCUUGACCAAGCUGGACCUGCGGAACAAUCUGAUCGCGAUGAUCGGCGCCAGCACCUUCAUCGAGAUGUCCGCGUUGCGCGAGCUCCGACUGGACUCGAACAGGAUCAAGUACAUCAUGGGAAAGGCGCUCGACGGUUUAAGGAACCUGCAGAAGCUCAGCCUGAACGACAACAGGCUCACCAGCCUGGAGCCGGACUUCCUCGCCGGAGCGCCUAGUCUUUACUUCCUGGACCUCAGGGACAACCUGCUGAAGACAAUCACCUUCGACAACAUCAAGCCCAUCGCGUCCAACUUGUACAACAGCUCCAGUCACUUCUACAUCACCG
Megalopta genalis is the source of this 1128-nucleotide messenger RNA. The record is from RefSeq and is a predicted model, not a curated record. Lineage: Eukaryota; Metazoa; Arthropoda; Insecta; Hymenoptera; Halictidae.